UUAUCAUUAUAUGUCAGAAGGUGUCACUAAUACAUCGAUUGAGGAACUAGGUAGAACUCAGUUAGACGGAGAGCGAUAAAUUAUUCAGGAAGUUUAAUUAUAAUUUUUGUGAUGUAUGCAACGGAAUACAUGUAUAUAAUUCGAUUUAGAGGGAAAUAACGUAGCUGUGAGUUAAAAAUAUAUAGCAAUUAGUAUCUGAUUUGUUAUGUGUAGGAUGAUAACCGACAUAGGAUAAUGUGACAAUGUUUGCAUUAGCGGCCUCGCAAAUUUUGCCAAUUAGCACGUGCUCCCAUAUAUCGGUGAACACCUCAUUUAUAAAAAUAUGAAAUAUUCGAAGGGUUCUUCAUGUAUAGAAAAUCGUUUUAACGCUUAUUUUUUUUUUCAUCAAUGCAUUUUGCAUUUACUUUUGAUUCCAUUUAUUUUCACGAAUAUCAACGAUACCUGUCGGUCUCUGGCACGGGAUCAACGGAAACAGAUCCUAAAGAGUUUAUCAUUUUGUGAAACAGUUUCUGAUGAUGGAGGAGAAUGCCUUCAGCAGUCCUUAAGAAAAGCGAUGAAAACAUUUCAGAAAGAAAAUGCAAUGGAAAUUUACCAGUUUGUCAAAGAGCGAACAGAUCGGCAAAUUGGCAUAGAUAAUCUCAGCACUGAGAUGAAGAAUUAUGCUCACCGGUGUGCAGAGUUGUCGUGGCUAAUGAACGUACAAGAUCCGCCUCUCCUGCUUCACUUUAAUGCAGCCGCUGGAGAACCGGUUGAUAAACUGCUCUUCAGUCUUUAUACCAGAUCUGGAAAUGUGGUGGACUAUGUUGUGUGGCCUGCAGUAGUGUAUGAAAACGGUGCUGUUUACCGGAAAGGUGUACUGCAGCCAAUUUAAAAGAAUAUUACAAAAUUAAUGCUUAUUACACAGUGAUUUGUGGCUGUUAUUUUAUCGUGUGAUAAUUGUAAAAAAAAAUAUUUAUAAAAAACAUAAAAUUCUUUCUGUGUACUAUUAAAAACAAAAUUCUCUCUGUUUAACAAAAUGUAUUUAUAAAUUGUCUCUCUUUUAUAUAAGACCAAGUUAACUAUAUUUACGCUUAAGAACUGAAUGUUACAUUGUACAGAACUUUUACCUGGGGACAA
Saccostrea echinata is the source of this 1116-nucleotide messenger RNA. RefSeq lists its product as uncharacterized. The record is from RefSeq and is a predicted model, not a curated record. The transcript has 3 exons. The coding region runs from base 323 to 871 and encodes 182 amino acids. NCBI's taxonomy places the organism in Eukaryota, Metazoa, Mollusca, Bivalvia, Ostreida, Ostreidae.